AUGCUGCGCGUCCUGCAGCGCGAGUUGCAGAACGUGCAGGUGAACCAGAAGGUGGUCCUGUUCGAGGCGCACAUCCAGGCGCAGAGCUCCGCCAUGCCCGCGCCCCGCAGCUCGCGCCUGGGCCGGGCGCGUUCGCCCUCCCCGAGCCCCUUCCGCAGCAGCAGCCCCCCGGGCAGGGCCCUGGCUCAGAGCGUGGGACGGAGGACCAAGUCCUGUGGGGAGCGGUGUCCAGAGACCUCGGAGGCCGACCCCGCCAGGAGCGCCCCGGCGCCCAGCCCAAGCCUCUCCAAGGACCAGGAGGGAGUGGCACCUCUGCCCUGCCCGGCCUCCCCGUCGGGCUCCGGGGCUCAGGGCGCAGCCCCUUCGGUGAGAAUGGAGGAGGGGGUCCCUGCCCGCCCCCCCUGUGGCUCACCGGCCGCGAUGGAGAUUGACAAGAGGGUCUCCGCUCUGGAAACUCCGAGCUGCCAAGCUCCCUCGUUGGGCCAGGUCGGAGCGAACUCCGUGGUGGCUGCAGAAGUGGCAGCGAGAGCCACGUCCCCUGGGCCGCACCACCCGCAGGACCCUGCCCUCUCGGAGCUGCCGGAGAAGCCCCGGGGUGCGCAUCCCCCGUCACCCCCCGCCGCCCUGGUGGAGGGUAAGGGGCUGGCGCUGGGCAGUGAGACGAGCCCAGCCCCAGAGAGCGUGGGGCCCGGCGGUGGAGAGCCCCCUGGGACGGCGGGGAAAGGCCGUCCGCCCUGUGGCCAGCCAGGCUCCGGGCAUCCCGAAGCGGGCGCCAGGCCGGAGGAGAGGACUGUGGACGCGCAAAGCGCAGUGGACGUGGGCUUGGUAGAGCCCGGGGUGACCCAGGGUGGGGCCCCAGCGGCCCGGGAGCCUCUGCAAUGCUCCAGCCGAGUGGAUGAAGGGUCCCCACCGCUGGGCUUGCUUGGGGGCAGCCGCUCCGCACAGCCAGGCGCGGAGGAGGCGGAGGCGGGAAUUCCCGCUGGCGGAAUGCUGGAACCUUUGCCCUGUUGGGAAGCAGCAGAAGAUGUGAAAGACCCUCAGUGCCUCCCUGCGGACGGGGUGGGCGUGCAGCCCGGGAGCUCCAAGGCUUGGCUGAGCCCCAUGGAGGAAGCCUGCCUGGCCUGGACGUGCAGCCUGGGGGUACCAGCCCAGGGGACUUGGGGAAGCCCCCCGAAAGACAGAGCCACCCACUCCGGCCCAGAGCUGCUCUCCCCGGAGCAGGAGGACAAGCCUUUGCUGCGGGAGGCCUGCAGCCCCGGCAAUAUCCCCGCCGUCAUCAUUACAGACAUGGGUGCCCAGGAGGAUGGGGUGUUGGAGGAGGCCCAGGGCAGCCCGCUGGGCAUCCUGCCCCUGAGGAAGCUGUCCUCUUCCUCGGCCUCCUCCGCCGGCUUCUCCUCCUCCUACGAGGACUCGGAGGAGGACAUCUCCAGCGACCCCGAGCGCUGCCUGGACCCCAGCGCCGCCGCCUUCCUGCACACCCUGGACCAGCAGAAGCCCAGAGUGACGGUGAACACGUUGCCAGGGGAGACCUUGUGUUUCGCUUAUGUGGCUCCCCAGGCCUACACUGUGUGGAAACGGUAGCAGCUGCCCGGUGAGGGCUCGUCAGCCUUACCGUGAACACAAACGUGAGACAAAGGCCAGGCCCCAGCAGGGCUUUUCCGCAGUGACCCGAGCGGCAGGACGCCCGGGGUGCACGCAGGCCCCGAGGGACCGCUGAAGGGAGCGUGACUUAGUUGGGUGGGUACGUUCUGACUUGUUUGAAACACAAGAACCCAGUACCGGCCUCAUUACUUGUUGGUCAUCACCUUGUCUGUACGUGGAGUGCUUUUCAAAGAUUAUUCGUUGGAACUUUACAAACAGGCCAGUUGUCCGAUGUCUUGGCAAGAAAAGCUCUCCCAGUGGCUUCAGGCGUUUUCACAAAGCGAAGUGCUCUCCUUGGAGAGCUGUUUUGAUCAGAGUCUCCGAGGGCCCGAGGGGGGCGGGGAACUGACUCAGCCCCGUCCUGACCGAGUCCAGACACCAGUGAAGUGGGGGGGCUUGUGUGCUGGGGGAAAUUGAAUGGUUGGUGAUGGGAA
Molecule: messenger RNA, 2075 nt
Organism: Myotis lucifugus (little brown bat)
Lineage: Eukaryota; Metazoa; Chordata; Mammalia; Chiroptera; Vespertilionidae
Gene: ITPKB
Product: inositol-trisphosphate 3-kinase B
Source: RefSeq, a predicted model, not a curated record